Molecule: messenger RNA, 999 nt
Organism: Staurois parvus
Lineage: Eukaryota; Metazoa; Chordata; Amphibia; Anura; Ranidae
Source: the annotation of a GenBank genome assembly
AUGGUGACUGGACGGCGAGAGGAUGUGGCCAUGGCAAGACGCGAGAUCAUUUCCGCGGCAGAACAUUUCUCUAUGAUCAGAGCUUCCCGUAACAAAGCCGGCACUGCGUUCGGCAGCGCCCCGACCCUCCCCGGUCAAGUGACUAUCCGAGUGCGAGUCCCGUACAGAGUGGUGGGUUUGGUGGUGGGACCCAAGGGCGCUACUAUUAAACGGAUCCAGCAGCAGACCAACACCUACAUCAUCACGCCAAGCCGCGACCGAGACCCCGUGUUCGAGAUCACCGGGGCUCCGGGAAAUGUGGAACGCGCUCGGGAGGAGAUAGAAACGCACAUUGCGGUACGCACCGGAAAAAUCCUCGAGUACAACAACGAGAAUGACUUUCUCUCCAGCAGCCCGGACUCCGGCAUGGAAAACCGAUACCCGGAAAGCUGGAGGGUUCACGGCACGGCAGCCGGAUGCAAGCCUCUCUCGACUUUCCGGCAGAACAGCCUCGGCUGCAUCGGCGACUGCCCGGCGGAACCAGUUUACGAGACGCCAAGGCUCAACGAUCAAAACGAAUUCAACUACGGAUACCUGUUCCCCAACUACAAGCAAGAGGUGUACUACGGCGUGGCCGAAACCGGAGGUCCUAUGUGGGGCGGUCAGGAGAACAACAGCUCCACGCCAAGCAUUUUCACUAAGCAACAGCGUUCCGGGAGUAGCGGUACAAUCCAGACCAACUCUACGCAGCGGUCUCCGGAAUCUGGCCUUACUAGCUUGCCGAGGAGGAGCCAAGGGGAAGCUCUUCAAGGCUUCACCAAGAUCAACGCCACUCGGACCUCCGUUUCGGGAAGCCGGGAGUGCAUGGUCUGCUUCGAAAGCGAGGUCACAGCUGCACUUGUUCCCUGCGGACACAACCUCUUCUGCAUGGAAUGCGCCGUCCGCAUCUGCGAGCGGAACGAACCCGAAUGCCCCGUUUGCCAUGCAUCUGCCACUCAGGCUAUCAGAAUAUUUUCUUAA